Molecule: messenger RNA, 1472 nt
Organism: Phialemonium atrogriseum
Lineage: Eukaryota; Fungi; Ascomycota; Sordariomycetes; Cephalothecales; Cephalothecaceae
Product: putative glycine-rich cell wall structural protein 1 protein
Exons: 3
Coding region: 346-1236 (296 amino acids)
Source: RefSeq, a predicted model, not a curated record
GGCAACCAGCUGGUCCCUCCCGCCUUGUCCCCGUCCAACGGUUGACCUUGACCAAAGACGUCACUCCUUCCCUCCUCUCCAAUCGAGUGACCACUGUCCUUGCUUUAAGCCUUCAACUGUUCCCAUAAAACAUACUCUCGGGCUUGCCCUCCCUUAGAUCUUUUCCACCUGAAUCAAUCCAUAAGACCCUGAUCGCCACUAUUACUAGUCGCCUACGUAUCUUCUCAUAAACGCUCUUAUACUUCAUCACCGGUUAGUACCUUCACUGGAUAUACCCUGUCACGGAUCGAACGAAACCAGCGACCGAGGCAAGAAGAUUACAAAGUAGACUGAAAUUAAAUAACCAUGGAGACCAUCAGCAACAUGGCAAACACAGCCGCGAAGGCCGUCUGGGGAACCAGCGCGUCCCAUGAAGAGCCCAUCUCCGGCAAGUCAGGAGACGUCUCCAAGGGAGAGCCAUACGACGCCGGCAACAUUGAACCCGGCGACAGCACCGGAGUGAGAGCCACUGACCGCACGCCCACCAACACCAACACCGCCAGCGCCAACAGCGGCGGCACGGGAAUCUCCAGCGACACCUACAUCGGCGCCCCCACCUCCGACACCACCACCAGCGGCAGCGGCGGCAACCCCCCACCCCCCAACCAGACCCAAGACUCUUCCACCGGCCGCGGCGACAGCAGCCGCACGCAGGGCGACGUCAGCUCGCCGUCCGACCCCCUGCAGCCCGGCGCGACGGCGGCGCGCCAGCGCUCCGACGUCGACGACUCUGGCGACGGGCCCGACGUGGACGACAACCCCGCCAAGCUCGACGGGCCCGGUCCGCGGCCGAUCGAAGAGGUUGCGCGGGAGCGGGGUGGGGACGCGGGGAGGGCCGGGGGGAAUGCCGGGGGCGGGGCGCUCGGCGGCGGUGAAGCCAAGGACGAGGGGGCGGGUGGAGAGGACGGGCCGCAGAAGGAGAGCCAUGGGGAGGGGACGGGGGAGAAGUACGUCAAGAGUACGGGGUUAAGGGCCGAUGGUGGGGAUUUCGAUGCUGCGAACCCUGGGGCUGGGAAGGAGGCUGAGCGUCUCCUCGAUCAGAAGGGCGUGCACAGGGACCCCGGACCGAAAACGGCAGGCUCCGACGCGGGUGACUCCAAGGACACCCACGCGAAGGACGCCCACAGCGGAGGCAAGGACAGGAAGCUGGGCGAGAAGCUCAAGACGAAGCUGCAUAUGGGCCAUGCCUCUUCCUAGGCUCUUAUAUAUACUCUCUGGUUCAACCAACCUGCCUGACUGGUGUUGUACGAUGCCAUGGUGUGGUGAAGGUUUGGGGCGCGGAAUGACUGCAUGAUGGAAGGAUGUCAAUGGCCAGCCACACUGAGCCGUUCUUUUUUACUUUUCUGCUUGUAGUCAACUAGUCGAUUAUCACUGACACAUUACUUGCUUGUCAAUUUAACGAUUAAAUUGAUUCUAUGAUAUGAGUGUGUUAA